AUGGGUUUGCUCCAGCUGCUGGCACUCUGUGGCCUGGCCACUUGCUGCAGGGCUACGUCUAUGCCUGUGGUGGUCCCUAAGGCCUGGCAUCUCCUCUCCCGGGGCUGCAACGACUCAGAUGUGCUGGGUGUCACAGGCUUUGCCCUGCAGGACAUCAACAAGGACCGAAAGUAUGGCUAUGUGCUGAGCCUCAACCGAGUCAGUGAUGUCCGGGAACACAGACAGGAUGGUCUGGGAUCCCUGUUUUAUCUCACACUGGAUGUGUUGGAGACGGACUGCCAUGUGCUCAGCAAGAAGUCAUGGAAGGACUGUGGGGUGAGGGUGUUGCAUGAAUGCGUUUAUGGUCAAUGCAAAGUGGCAUUUUAUGUUAACAAGCCAAGAAGAGUUCUCUAUUUACAUGCCUAUAACUGUACUCUUCGCCCAGUUUCUCGAAGAAUGAUUCAUGAUACAUGUCCUGACUGCCCCGCUACCAGCACCACUGACUUGUCAAAUCCCCGUUUUUUGGAAGCUGCCACUGAGUCUCUUGCAAAAUACAAUAAUGAGAGCACCUCCAAGCAGUACUCUCUGGUCAAAAUCACCAAGGCUUCCACCCAGUGGGUGGUUGGCCCUGCUUACUUUGUGAAGUAUUUGAUUAAAGAGUCACCAUGUACCAAAUCCUGGGCCAGCAGCUGCUCGCUUCAACUCUCAGACUCUAAGCCCGUUGGUCUGUGUAAAGGUCAACUGAUUAAAACAGACAUGAAAACGUCUGUUUCUGCAGAAUGUGAAUUCUUUGAAUCACAGGCUCCUGUUCCAGAAGGUGAAAACUCUGCUGCUAAGCAGGGGCCUAAGAACCUCCCUAAGGAGGAGGAGUCCCAGCAGGAAGGCACUGCUCCCACCAACCCAUCCUCAAAGGCUGUGCCAAGAGGGUCUGUCCAAUACUUCCCCGACUUGGAUGAUGAGAAGCCAGAAGGUUCCCAGGAAAAGAACCUUCAUGAGGCCUUCCCUGUACAGCUGGAUCUGACCACCAACCCCCUGGGAGAAGAACUGGAUGUCUCCUUCCUCUUCCUGGGGCUAGUGAAGGAGAAGCUGCUUGUUCUGCCUUUCCCCAAAAGAAAUCAUCGCUCUUCUGAGUGCCCAGGGCCAGCCCAGGUGGGCAACCCUCUUGUUCUCCCGCCAUGA
Molecule: messenger RNA, 1158 nt
Organism: Loxodonta africana (African savanna elephant)
Lineage: Eukaryota; Metazoa; Chordata; Mammalia; Proboscidea; Elephantidae
Product: fetuin-B-like
Exons: 7
Coding region: 1-1158 (385 amino acids)
Biological process (GO): binding of sperm to zona pellucida; negative regulation of endopeptidase activity
Cellular component (GO): extracellular region
Molecular function (GO): metalloendopeptidase inhibitor activity; cysteine-type endopeptidase inhibitor activity
Source: RefSeq, a predicted model, not a curated record